Messenger RNA from Pocillopora meandrina, 1495 nucleotides. The record is from the annotation of a GenBank genome assembly. Lineage: Eukaryota; Metazoa; Cnidaria; Anthozoa; Scleractinia; Pocilloporidae.
AUGUUUCUGAAACUUUGUCUUGUUGUCUUUUUGCUUUCGGUUACUUACGCAAGGCCCUACCUAAAAGAAGAACAGCAGGAAGUUAGAGGUUAGUUACUGUUUAGAAGCUGCAAACAAAGAGAAUAUUAUGUGGUUGGGUAGGGCGAUAUUAUUUUGCCUUUUAUAACGACUACGAAAACGAAGUGCUUCGCUGUUGAGAGAACAGUGCCCUAAACCUUAUCAAAAAAACUCCCUGAGAAGUGCAUGCAAAUGAAAUUUCAUUGAACUGCGCGGGAUUUUCUUUACCCAAUUCCUAAUUGCUUUUCGACGUUUAUUCCCGUAUAAUGCAAAAAGAUCAGCAAAAUAACCCGGUGCAUGAGGGACAUGAACAACAAAGGCAACAACAUUAAUAGAAGGAAUGACAACAACAGUAACUGUAAGCACCUCCGUCUUUUUUCUAAUUGACCAAAGCCGUUUUUUUGGCACUUGGACCUCAAUUUGAGUAAAUGAAGGUCCUUGAAAGAUAAAAAUGUAAGUUGGUUACUCCCCACGCAAUGAACUUCGAGGCUAACUGAUUAUCAUAAUUUUCAUGAUCAAAAUUUUCUCCUUCUCUGCCUUCUAAUUUGUCUCAUCUGCUUUGAUUUAUGUCGGAAGAUUCGGAAGAGGACCUUAAUGAUGAAUACAUGGAAAAUGGUAAACAUCAAAAUUAUAAUGAAAGUAAAAAAAUAGUUAGUAGCGUAAUAGUGUUUAGAUUAGAUCCCUUUCGCUGAUCAUAAAGAGCUGUCAAUAUGUGUGAUAAGGCAUACACGUCGGCCGGAACUUUUAGUACAGCUGCACAUUGUCACGUUUCACUUUCACCCUCUAUUUUCAAUGUUUGUUUUCAUAAUUUGUUUUAAUUUUUUUUUUUUUUUUACUUCCUGCUCGAAGAUCAGGAGGAUGAAAUCGGCGAUGAUUACAAGGAAUUUGGUAUGAGUAAAAAUAACUUCCUUAUCGUAUAAAUUCAUUUUUUAUUCAUGUAUUACAGGCCAAGGAUAACUAUCACUACAAGUUAAAAAAUGGCAACGGCAAAAUAAAACUGCAAUCUGUUUAUUACAGACUGGAUAGGUUCUGCGCUUGUUGCAAAACCUUCUCAUUCCCAGUCAAAUACGGGCAGAAUUACCUCCGCGCCUCUGCAUCUUUGCUGAUUGUAAGAGUAAAUUUUUUUUGUCUUUCCCCUCUCUAGAAUUGGUAGACCCGGCGCGUGCAAGUGGUAUGUAGACAAGAGUUACAAAUUGUUUGAAAGAAAUAACCGACUAAAUCAGAUAGUUGGAAAAAUCUAUUCAACCACCCAUUAGCACACUGACACAUAUGCACUUGCUCCCUUGGUUGAAUUUAUUUCCUUAGUUCAAUUUAGUGUUUGUGUAACAAUUCACACCGAAUGUAUUCGUUUAUUUCGGUAGAAGGAGAAGGGGACGAGCCUGAUGAAACGUUAACCAAGAAAACAGCACUGCACAAGAUAGGCGAGGCUCCUAUAAUU